Messenger RNA from Mya arenaria, 946 nucleotides. RefSeq lists its product as uncharacterized. The record is from RefSeq and is a predicted model, not a curated record. The coding region runs from base 68 to 733 and encodes 221 amino acids. NCBI's taxonomy places the organism in Eukaryota, Metazoa, Mollusca, Bivalvia, Myida, Myidae. The transcript is spliced from 5 exons. Gene Ontology annotation, biological process: carbohydrate metabolic process.
CACAAUUAUCAAUGAAUACGACCAAACAAAAUCACUCGCAUUAAUAAAUAAAUAAUUUUGCGGAGAUAUGCCACGUCAAUGGAUGUUUAUAUGUGCUCAACUUGCCGUACUAGCUUCUGGUGACUCGACUAUGAAUUUGAACACGACAUCACCUGUUCAUUUACAGCCGACUAUUACAGUGACCGUGAAAUGUCUUGUUGAUGGCUACGAUACUAAAGGACGAUGGGCUAUUUGGUGGAAAGAUGAAAAUAGCACUGUUAUGAAGACUUGUAACAAAACAGAUGAAUGCCUGUUAACACUUAAUUAUGAGAGAGAUGGUGAAAAUGUAUACGCUUGCUUCGCUCGGAAAUCAAAAGAGUUUCUAAAAUAUUCAUUGACCGUUAUAAGCGCAAGAACAGAAGGAGCAACAACCAACCCUGCAAUAGUUGUAACCCAACAGUGGCAUUUGGUGCUUUACGCGGUAGCUGGAAUACUUCUAGUUAUACUGGCAACGACGUUUGCCGUGCUUCUCUUACGUAGAUGCAAACCUCAUGUGUAUGAGACGCCACUACGGACAAGAAGAGCUGCAGUUAGAGAGCAAAGUAUACGCGUGAAUGAUGAUGUUCAGUCUGAUGUGGAGACAACUGCCCUUCACAAUCUAGGAGGAGUAUCUGCAAGUGUAGUCGAGAACAACCAUGCACCAUUAAAUAUGGAAGAAAACGAAGUCUGUUUAUAUGAAAAUAUUCGCCACUAAGACUAAGAUGUGGACACCACGUCCGACCACAGAGACUAUCUGACAAACGCACCAAUGCAAAUAAUCUUCACGCUAUAUAAAGCUUUUUGAGUAUCCGAUCAAAACAUUUACUAUGUAGUCAGAUUUUUGUGUUUUGAAAAUCUCAUAAUCAUAGCUUCGCUUACAGUUUUAGUGUGUUAGUUGUUAGAACGUGUAUAUCUAUAUUGUUCUUAA